Populus euphratica (Euphrates poplar) is the source of this 515-nucleotide messenger RNA. RefSeq lists its product as uncharacterized. The transcript has a single exon. The record is from RefSeq and is a predicted model, not a curated record. Lineage: Eukaryota; Viridiplantae; Streptophyta; Magnoliopsida; Malpighiales; Salicaceae. Bases 392 to 499 code for a protein of 35 amino acids.
UCGUUUAAACACCUAUAAAAAAUAGUCUUUUUUCAAACACAACACAACACAAUCAGAAGAGAAUAUUAUCAGACGGAAGGAAAGAGAGAGAAAGAAAGCAGCUGAGCCCUCAACACUGCAACCUCACCAAGCCAAGUGAGAAACCAAAACCAAAGAGAGCAAGGACCAAAGAUACACACGCAAAACACAGUCCCUCCUCCAAGAUUUUAGUAUUAUUCUCCUUUUCUUUUUUUUUUUCCCUUCUCAAUCUUUCCUUCUUACUGUGUGUAAAAAUGGAGCAAAUCAAGGCUACCUUCAAGCUAGAAGCUUGUGGCAUAAUCUAGGGACUUUUAGCUAUUUUUUGUUCUGUUGUUUGAAAAUCUUCGGGGGUUUUCGCGUGUCGGUGGUGGGGAUGGGUUACGAGAGAAUGUUAAUAGCAGUGAGCUUGGAUCCUGAGAGAAAAAGGAGCGGUGGUCUUAGAACUAAGCAGGCUGGGAGAGGAUCCUGUCGUGGAAGUUAGACUGUCAAAGAAAUGU